GGCAGGUAACAACUGCCGUUCCUGGUUUACCACAGUAUACAACGGGAGGACUAAUAUAAGCUCGCCAUCUAGAGUCGACCCCGCCUCUUAAGCGUUCUGACCUAGGAACAUAAAUACCCCACACGACCCCUCACCCCGUCCCCUCAUCUGCAACCAUACCCCGACCCCAUUAAUUCCCCAACCACCACCAUGGGCGGCGAAACACCAAUUGAAGGACACCUCCUUGUUGUAUGGGGCGUUCCAGAGCCAAAGCAAGACAUCGCUGCGCUCCGCGUCAAAUACCCUAAUCUGAAAAUCACAUACAAGCAAGCUAGCGUCGCCUUCAGCGACCCCGCCACCAUCGCACGCCUAUCAGAAGAAGAUGUCAGCGACGAUGAAUGGCUAUCCGCCACCCACCUGGCGACGAUGUCCUAUCUCCCCCCGGCCCGCCUCGUCCCCGCCUUCACCAAGAACGUCAAGUUCAUCCAGCUCACCUCUGCCGGAGUGAACCACCUCGCUGCGCACCCCAUCUUUACCUCCACCAGCAUCCCCAUCACUACCACCUCCGGCAUCCACGGUCCGCCAAUCUCGGAAUGGGUCGCGCUCCAGAUCCUCGCUGACAGCCACUUGCAGCGCACCAUGUACAAGUGGCAGUCAGAGCGACGUUGGGUGAGGGCUGCGGGGGAUAGCACUUUGGGCUUCCGCGAUAGCGUUGGGCGGCGUGUUGGGAUUCUGGGAUACGGGAGCAUUGGGCGGCAGUCCGCACGUGUUCUCACAGCAAUGGGCAUGGAGGUAAUCGCCUACACCGCCAACCCCCGCACCACCCCGGAAUCGAAGCGGGACACCGGAUUCAUCGUCCCAGGCACACUCGGCGAUCGCGAGGGCACCCUCCCGGUUGCCUGGCACAGCGGAACAGACAAGGCUUCCCUCCACGCCUUCCUCGGCGCAGACCUCGACUACGUGCUCCUCGCUCUCCCGCUAACGGGUUCCACCAAGCAGAUUCUCGGUGCCGAGGAAUUCGAAAUUUUGGGACGGACCGGGGCGUACGUGCUGAAUAUCGGGAGGGGUGAGAGUGUAGACCAGGAUGCGUUGAUCGCAGCGCUGAAGAAGCCGCUUGGAGAGGGGGGACUGAGGGGUGCGGCGCUGGAUGUGGCGACACCGGAGCCGUUGCCGGAGAGUAGCGAGUUGUGGGGGUUGGAGAAUGUGGUGAUUACGCCGCAUGUGAGUGCGUGGAAUGGAAGGUAUUUGGAGAGGACGAUAGGGGUUUUGGAGGAGAAUUUGGAGAGGGGGGCGAGAGGUGAGGGACUGGUGAAUGCGGUUGAUAGGGAGAGGGGAUAUUAGGGUAAUUUGAAGCAUAUAAGUGGUUGGAUAGACGCAUUAGAAUUACAGAAGGCACAGGAGCAAUUCUGAGCGGAAUAUCUAGG
Messenger RNA from Pseudogymnoascus verrucosus, 1403 nucleotides. RefSeq lists its product as uncharacterized. Gene Ontology annotation, molecular function: NAD binding. Bases 190 to 1320 code for a protein of 376 amino acids. The record is from RefSeq and is a predicted model, not a curated record. The transcript is spliced from 4 exons. NCBI's taxonomy places the organism in Eukaryota, Fungi, Ascomycota, Leotiomycetes, Thelebolales, Thelebolaceae.